CCCCGCCUUGCUGUUUGGGAGGCGGGCAAAAAGCAACAAGUCUCCCGCGAUAGGAGAGAGGCAGGCGGGUGGGAGGGAGAAGAAGGGAAGGAAGGCGACGCUCCCUCCUCCCGCACAGGAAACGCGCAGAGGGGCAGCUUCUGCUCACGCUGCCACGCACGUGUCACUCUCCGCGCGCCUAAGCAGGACCAUGCCCAAGAAAGGAGGGAGACGAGCUGCAACAGAGAAGGAACAAUGUUUGCCAUGUAAACAAGCAAAAGUGGAAGCAACCUGCCCUUGGCUUAUGAAAUGUGACCAUCCAGAGAGCGUAUUUGAAAGUUUGAUCUCUCCUGUCAAACAAGAUGAAUUUUUCAGAGAAUAUUGGGAGCAGAAGCCUUUGCUGCUUCAAAGAGAGGAGCCAUCUGUGGCAUUGUACUACCAAUCUCUUUUUCACUUAACUGACCUGAAAGACAUGGUCAAAGAGGGUUUGUACUAUGGAAGGGACAUUAAUGUCUGCAGAAGUAUGAAUGGGAAAAAAAAGAUUUUUAACAAAGAUGGCAAAGUCAGCUAUGAACAGCUGAAGAAAGACUUUGACCAGAAAAAGGCUACAAUACAAUUCCACCAGCCCCAGAGAUUUAAGGAUGAGCUCUGGAGAAUCCAGGAGAAGCUGGAAUGCUACUUCGGCUCAUUGGUUGGAUCUAACGUUUACAUUACCCCACCGGGGUCCCAAGGCCUGCCACCACACUACGAUGAUGUUGAGGUGUUUAUCCUACAGUUGGAAGGAAAGAAGCACUGGCGACUCUAUAAGCCUACUGUACAUUUAGCUCAAGAAUACAACACUGAGCCCGAGGAGAAGAUAGGGACUCCAACACAUGACUUCAUAUUAAAGCCAGGAGACCUGCUGUAUUUUCCAAGGGGAACCAUACAUCAAGCUGACACACCUCCUGGGAUAUCGCAUUCUACUCAUGUGACCAUCAGCACCUAUCAGAACAACUCUUGGAGAGAUUUUUUGCUGGACGUGGUUCCUGGACUAGUGUUGGAUACGGCGAAAGAGGAUGUUGACUUUCGGAAGAGCAUUCCAAGGCAGCUACUGAUGAAGGCGGAUUUAUCUGAUUCAUCCAAGCAAUUAAGUGGCUUCCUGAGAUGCCUUGCAGACCGUCUGGAAAAUGGUAGAGAAUUGAGGUCAUCAGACAUGAAAAAAGACUUCAUUAUGAACAGAUUACCUCCUUUCUUGGGGACUAGCUUUGACUCUCUGGCUCCAGGUGGAGCACUACCAAAAAUAGACAGUACAAUCAGGUUACGGUUUAAAGACUACACAGUAAUUACAGUGGAACCAGACCUUUUGGAAGAGUCUCACAAAGAAAUGGUUUUUGUAUAUCACUCUUUAAAGAACAAGAGGGAAGUCCAUAUGAUGGGGGAUGAGGAUAUGAAUGAGGAUGGAAUAGCAGAGACUCGUGGGUUACGAUUUCCGCUCUCACAUAUGGAUGCGUUGAAGCAAAUUUGGAGCGGUAACACUAUCCGUGUUAAAGAACUGAAUCUGACUUCAGAUGCAGAAAAAGAGAACUUGGUGGUAUCAUUGUGGAGUGAAUUGCUCAUUGAAGUAGUCUAGAGACAUGAUCCAGUCAAAGUUAAGUACUCAUAGGUCUCUUAGAUGUUGCUGGGAGAAUCAAGUGUGCCCUUAAAUUAAAAUAGAAUGGACCUAAGGCGCCAGCCAAAGUUAAAAGUGCUUAAAUCUGGCAUUGCACAGAAACAGCAAAAUGUUACCUCAGGCAAAGGCUUUUUACACAGUUUUUGUAUGCGUAGUGAGUAAGGGUACUACUGGGUUUGUUGAACAUAAAAAUAACACACAGGAGGGUAAAUGGGGAAGCUGUGGCCCUCAAGGUGUUGGACUCCCAAUGCAGUGGGAGAUGUGGGGAGCCGUAAGUUCAGCAUCCCUGGUGCAAAGUAGGAAUGAAUGGUUCAUGCUUUUCCUGGUUUCAGCAGUGACAUAUGUACAGUGGUACCUUGGUUUACGAACUUAAUCCGUUCUAGAAGUUCGUUCUUAAACCGAGGCCUCCCACCGGUCGGCUUCUGUUCUUAGACUGUUGUUCGUAAACAGGGCUGUUCUUAAACCGAGGUACCACUGUACACCUAAAGUAAGGUGGCCUGGUCUUGCCAUACGAAAGCCAGUGACACCCCAAAUUGUGGAUAGUGCCAUGGGUUGCAAACAUAAAAGUCUUGGCCCCUUUUGGGGUGAAAGUGUGCUUUGUUGUACAGAUAAAGCCAACCUACUGCACUGCAUCUCAUAAAGGAUGCAUCAUGUAAUUAGUUGCAUGAAAAAGCAACAGUAAAAGCACAAAGGAGCAGAAGCCAAUUUAUAGCUAUCUGCCCAUGCCAAAUGAUACAGAAUUACCUGGGUGUAACUAUUCAAGGUGUAUAAAUUGAGAAGAACCAGACACACAUAAAUAUGUGAUAAUAGUAUUGCAUCACAAUAAGUUAGAAUGGAACGUUGUUACUUACUGUGACGCUUCCUCCUUGUUUGGUAGGCUAAGGCAUCCACUGUGGGUUGUGUCUUUCACAUUUGCCUACUGUGUGAGCUUGCACCAUGGGAGGCGAGAGACUGAAACAAUUGUGGUUCUCGCACACUUUAUCAUUUGCCUUCCUUUCUAGCCAGGCAACAGCUGGAUGGAAAACUACCACAUGGUUCAGUUUGCUUCAUUGAUCAAUUAUUAACAUCUGGGCAGCACCUCCCAUAGAUCAGUAUGUGGGGCAUAUGUUUUUAAUGCUCCUUCAUCCUUACAAUUCUGUACCGGUGUUGUGAACAAAACCCAGGAGGCCUUUCCCACAUUCUUGCCCACCUCACCCCCAAAUGCAAAGCAUUGUCUAUUCUAUUAUUUUUGUCUGCUGCUGUCCUUUACAAUUUAGGGUGACUGUGUUUUUUCUUAAAUACUGUGAUCUUGUAUUUAUCAUGCAAGUUUCCUCGUAAUGGCUUGGCACCACAAGGUAGCUUAAAGCUACCUUUAUAUAAUGGUUUGAAAUGAUAUUCAGAAAACAAAG
Messenger RNA from Podarcis raffonei (Aeolian wall lizard), 3015 nucleotides. It is a transcript of the gene RIOX2, whose product is annotated as ribosomal oxygenase 2. Lineage: Eukaryota; Metazoa; Chordata; Lepidosauria; Squamata; Lacertidae. The coding region runs from base 191 to 1588 and encodes 465 amino acids. The transcript is spliced from 10 exons. The record is from RefSeq and is a predicted model, not a curated record. Gene Ontology annotation, molecular function: histone H3K4 demethylase activity; histone H3K36 demethylase activity. Gene Ontology annotation, cellular component: nucleolus.